Molecule: messenger RNA, 3051 nt
Organism: Plasmodium gonderi
Lineage: Eukaryota; Apicomplexa; Aconoidasida; Haemosporida; Plasmodiidae
Exons: 1
Coding region: 1-3051 (1016 amino acids)
Source: RefSeq, a predicted model, not a curated record
AUGAAAAAGCUAUACAUAUUCGUGGGUAUAUGUGUGAUUCUCUUCCAUUCAUGCAAAAGUAUAAUUGACCAAGAUAAGUUAAAUUUAAGUCUGAUUUUUCAAAAGAGAAGUGCAUGUAAAAAUAGGAGAAAAAAAAAAAGUUACAUAAAAGGUUCCUCUAUCACACCUUUUCCCAGUUUAAACUAUAAAGAAAUUAGUUCUUCAAGAAGACUUGCCAGGACAUGUGCAUUCCAGUUUUGUCGACCCUGUUAUCCAUCAGGAAAAGAUAAAACUUGGCCAAAAGAAGAGAAACAGUUAGGAUUCUCAAACAAGAGGGGAAGUAAAAUAUGUUACAUCUACAGAGGGAAAUGUAUACCCACACACUACUACAACUACCACGACCUCUACCCCAGCUGCUACUGCUGCCACUACUUCGAUAAGAGAAGCCACAGCAUCAACAAAUGGGCAGCAUUUUCAUUACGUGAAAACUGGCAGACCGAAAGAAAUGGAAUGAGAAAACUAAACAUUUACGCUAAAAUUAGCGAUGGGAGUGGCGAUAGCAGUAACAAUGGGAGCAGCGAUGGGAGUAAGGAGACAGAUGAUAAAGCUUCACUUGGGAUUAAUAACACCGAUUUGAAUGAAGGAAAGAAAGGGACAAAAGAAAAGUUGGGGGAAGCAUCGACUCUACAUAUUUUCCGGAACAAAAAUGAAGGAGGCCCUUCGAAUGAUAAAGAUGAUGAAGAGAAGGGAAAUGAAAACAUGAAUAUGGACUCUCACAAUGAAGUUAACCAAAACGAAAGAGACAAUCAAAAGGUGGAUAAGAGAAUGAAUGAAGAAAAUCUAGCCAAAGCAAUGGAAAGAGCAGAAGAUUACAUUAAAGGUAAAGAAGAUGAUGUGAUCGAAAAGAGAGAAAUAAAAAAAAAAAAAAAAGUUAUCGAAAAUUUAAAAGGACAAGAAGAUGUUUUCUCCAACAAGUUACUAGAUCUAGGAAUAUAUGAUGUUUUGAAACAUGUGUAUGGGGCAAAUGUGUAUGUUAAUUCCAAGAGUUUAGUUGAUGCUGUGUGCAAAUGGAUGCACAGUGCGUAUGUUGGAUUAACCCCUUCCAAACGGAAAGAAUGGAACGACCCUGGAUUAAAGGGUUCUUCAGAAUUGGCCCAAUUGGGGGUGCAAUCAGGCCAACCCGGCCAAUUAAGCCAACAUGCCAAAUCUGGUGAACAUGCCAAAUCUAGUGAACAUGCCAAAUCUAGUGAACAUGCCAAAUCUAGUGAACAUGCGAAUGGGAUGGAAGGAGAGUUCUUACUAGAGAAAGACCUCUCGGACAGUUACAGCAAAGACAAAAAUGAAAGAAUUUUUAACCAUUUUCAUUUUAAUAAAGCGAAUGAUAAGAAAGAAGAAGCACAAAUGGAGCCUCUAAAACUGUACAACAAAAAAAAUUUGAGAAAAUAUUUUUUCGCUUUAUACAGGGGAAACAUACUGAAACAGCUAGUGACUGAAGGGGAAGAUGAAAUAUUGGAUUCAAGAAAACAGAAAGUCACAAAUCCAGAUGUGGAUAAAAAAUUAGACGACGAAUUAGAUAAAGAAGUAACAGAAACGCUAUCAUCAAACCCCAUUUUGAAUUGUGAUUUAGACACCUACAUUGACAAGGAGCGUUACAUGAAGUCAAAUGUAACUGUGGAGUUUAACAUCUAUGAUACAUAUAAUGAUCGAAUUAUUUUAAACAAUAAGAACACAAAUUCAACCAUGCUUGAAUUUCCUCUAAUGUAUAGUCAUAAUAUUAUACAAAAAUGUAUUUUAACAAUGAAAAAGCUAGAAAAAGCAAUUUUCUAUAUUAGGAAUAAUUUAUUUUUUCGUGGACUAUCACCAAAUGAGGAACUAACAAAUGAUGAAGAAAGGAAUAUUUAUGAUGUAAUUACCAAUGAAAGUUGGGUAAAAAUGGAAAUUUAUCUGUGCAAUAUUUACGGAAUUAAUGAGAAAUGGAUGGGAAUAACUCCAGAGAUGUUUUCUGAUGAGCAAAAGACUAAUUCCUUUCUCCAGUCAUACUCCUCUGGGGCCUCCACCAACUUGGUUUGCACACCCGCGGGGGUGGGAAGUGCCACAGAAGAAAACAAACUUGAGGAUUCAAACGGGGCGGAUUCUAAAAAUGGGGCGGAUUCUAAAAAUGGGGCGGGUUCUAAAAAUGGGGCGGAUUCUAAAAAUGGGGCGGAUUCUAAGAAUGGGGCAGAUGCUCAAAAUGGGGCGGAUGCUCAAAAUGGGGCAGAUGCUCAAAAUGGGGCAGAUGCUCAAAAUGGGGCGGAUUCUAAAAAUGGGGAGGAUGCUCAAAACUUAGCGGCUGGUGCAAAGGGAGAGGUUGCCCAUUCCGAGCGCAGAAUAGAAAUAAUGAGAAGAACGGAAGAAUAUGAAUCGAAAAAGGACAUUGGAAUAAAGAGCGAAUUUUUGAUGAAGAAAUUAGAAAAUGAAAUGAAGUAUGAUCCAAACCAUUAUAUGUGGAGAGAUUUGUAUCCACAGCUAGACGAAGGAGGAAAAGAAAGAACAGAAAAAUACUUUGAUAAUUUCAAAAAAGAAAUAAGUGAAAAUAAAUUCAGUAGAGGAUAUACAGAUAAUAUUAAAAAGAAGCAAAGUUUAAAAGGGUAUGACAUUGGUGAACAAAUUGAAGGGAGAGCAAAAUAUUAUAUGUGGAAAGAAAAUAUUUAUGGAUUUGUUUUAUAUUUUCCCUUACGACCAUAUGUUACUAAAAAAGACAUUGUAAUCGACAUGGAUAACCAUUUCUUUUUUCUUUCAAUAUGUAAUCAUACCAUUAUUAAGGAUUUUUUCAACCAUCCGGUUAAUAGCUCAGACUCGAUAUGGUCUCUGAGUGAUAAUGAAACUGCUUGGGACACCAAAUCUCAUAAUACAAAUGAGAUAGAACUUGUGAAUCAAAAUAAAAAGAGUGACGAAUUCCCUCUAUAUGAUAUCACUUAUUCUGAUGAUAACCAAAUUCAAAAAAUGAUGAAAAGAGAAUAUUGUUUAAUAUACAACAUUUACAAAGAUAAUAAUCACAGGUAUAUGUGGGGAUCUAUAUUUAAAGCAUCUUGA